AUGCGAGAUCUCCCAAAAGUUGUAAAUAGCCGUUUAGUGAGGUGGGCUCUCCAGUUAAAUCAAUACAACUAUGACAUAGAGUACAGAAAAGGAGAAGAUAAUGUGUGUGCCGAUGUUCUAUCAAGACUUCCGAUUGAAGAAGGUCAACCUGAGGAGGCUCAGAUUGGUUUUUUGAAUGUUGAUAAGGUUAACUCUAUCAUGUCUUAUGACCUCUUGAAACAAAAUUCAUUUACAGAUAAAGCAAUUAAAAUGGCAAAAAACUUUGUAUUGAGAAAUACAUGGCCCCCUGUUGUUCCUGAAAUGUUGAAGUCAUACAAACAGAGGAAAGAUGAAUUGAGUGUUGAAGAUGACAUAUUAUUGUGGUUUGGAAGAAUUGUAGUUCCAGAAUGCAUGAGAACUGAUGUUCUGAAGAUAUUGCACACAGGACAUCCUGGUAUUGUAUCAAUGAGGUCUGUAGCACGACACUAUGUAUGGUGGCCCAACAUGGAUAAAGAUAUCGAAGUUUAUAUCAAGAGGUGCACAUAUUGUCAAGAGAAUCGAGAUAAUGUGGAAGAAGUACCAUUAUAUCCUUGGAAUGUACCUGAUAGAGUUUGGGAAAGGGUACACAUUGAUCUGGCAGGGCCAGUCAACGGAUCUAUGUGGUUGGUAGGUAUUGAUGCUUUGUCAAAGUGGGCAGAAGUGGACUGUCUCAAGACAACAAACUCUUCAACAAUCAUUCAACGAUUGAGAUCUUGGUUUAGUCGAUACGGAAUACCAAGUGAAAUUGUGACAGACAAUGGACCUCAAUUUCUAUCAAAGGAAAUGGAAACAUUUUUUGAGAAAAAUUCUAUCAACCACAUAAAAACAACUCCUUACCAUCCUAAAAGUAAUGGACUUGUAGAAAGACUAAUUCGUACUUUGAAAAGACGGUUCUACACAACAAAGCAGGAUGUUGGAGAUGGAAUGCUAGCUCUUCAAAAUGUUCUUUUUAGCUACAGAAAAUCGCCUCAGAAAACAAUUGGUAGGGCUCCGGCAGAAUUGUUUCUCGGUCGUAGACUACCAACAAUUUUUGACAAUAUGAAACCUAAUCUUAGGAAAAAGAUGGAGAUGAAGCUUUGGAAAGAACAAGGGAGGGACAACAAAAAAGUUCGAACUUUUGAAGAAGGAGAAGAUGAGUAG
Messenger RNA from Macrosteles quadrilineatus (aster leafhopper), 1158 nucleotides. RefSeq lists its product as uncharacterized. The record is from RefSeq and is a predicted model, not a curated record. Lineage: Eukaryota; Metazoa; Arthropoda; Insecta; Hemiptera; Cicadellidae. Gene Ontology annotation, molecular function: nucleic acid binding. Gene Ontology annotation, biological process: DNA integration. The transcript has a single exon. The coding region runs from base 1 to 1158 and encodes 385 amino acids.